ACAUAUAAAAGGAAGCAGCUAUUCAUUAUAGACGCACAAGUUCAGAAUAAGAAAUUGCUGCGAUGCAGCUUAUCUGUUCGGUCGCGCUGUGUUCUCUGCUUAUAGCAGUAACUUGGGCAGCGGGUGGGGACAACCAACACGUUGCUGACAAUAAAGAGGUUCCUUUGAAAAAAUUGAAGCUUGCACUGGGAAAAGAUAUCCAACGAGAGCGAGAGCUCAGAGAGGAAGAUUUCUUGGCUCGACGCGAAGACGAUCUAGAUGACGCUGACCUGGACAUUGCCAUACGGGAUAACGACGGAGACGAUGAGGGCGAUGCAGAUAAUACUCACGAAUUUGUGGUGGUUGGAAGGAAGGGCGAGACUAACGCGGCUCACGAUAAAUACAGGAAAUAUCAGAGAACAAACAUUCAUAUUGGCAAUGAAGAAGCUGUAAUUCAGGACCAAGAGACGGAGUGUCUGGAAUAUCGUCGUCAACAAGAGAUGGCUAUAAGACACGGACGUAAGCCUGAGGAUGUCCCAACACCCAGAGUACCGUGUGAGUUCAUGCAGACAAUAGAGAAGAGAGGGAGGAAUAAGAGACUCGCCCUGCGGAACCCCGGAAUCUGGGAUAAAGGGAUCGUGCCAUUUUUAUUUGAUGUCAAAACAAUGUCCGAUAAAGACCGACAGAUGGGGCGAUUGCGAGCUCACAAUCAUUACGAGUACUGGACCUGCAUGCGUUUCGUUCCAUACAAUGAAACUACACAAAGUGACUACGGGCUGGGACACAACAACUACUUAUUUCACGUGAGCAAAAAGGGGUGUUCGUCGUUCUUUGGAAACUUGCGAAAUAGGAAUGGUCAACAGAUAAAUUGCUGCAAUGGUGACCUUUGUGUUCAUGAGCUUGGUCAUGCUUUUGGAUUAGUACAUGAACAAUCGAACCCUUUGCGUGAUAACUAUAUGGAGGUACAUUACGGGAAUAUUCUGAAAAAAUACCAUAGUCAAUACUAUGAACAGAACAUCAAAAACAGUCGGUUGUUUGGCUACUACGAUUUAUCGAAUGCAAUGCACUAUGGAAUUUAUGGUUUCUCAAAUGGAGGAAAGACUAUGUCUGUCUUUGAUCCUGACUUGGAGUACCUGGUAAAGAAAGCUGAUCCAUACCAGUAUUAUUUGUUCGGCGAAGUUUCUCAAAUUACCGAUUGUAAUGGUAUGAAGUGUAGCAGUUUCUCCCUUGCCUGUGAGAACUCUGGAUACCCGGCCUUUAUAAAAAACAAAUGUACCUGUCGUUGUCCGGAGGGGCUGGACCCUGCCAGAGGAUGUCGCACACAAUACGACGGAGAUCGAAUGAUUGCAACUACAUGGCCCUCGGAUUCCUUCACUCUCCUCAGUACUCGGAUUACCGGCUGUCCGAGUGGUUUUUAUGAAGGCGGUUUCACACAGCAUCACCACGACACCCGAAUGACACAUCACAGCGAUACAUUUAGCGCUGACGUAAUAUCAAACAGCACUUCUACCCGGUACAAAUUUUGUACCAAAAAGAAGACUAGGGAGAAUGGAAUUUCACCAAGUUGGCCUGAAGGAAAAUAUUGCAUCUAUCGCUAUGAAGGAGGUUGUCCCAAUGGAUUUAAUGAGGGAUACAUACAAUAUGAUGAUACAAAGAUUCCUUCUGAUUUCUAUGGCAUUCUUCCUGAUGGCCAAUUCUCCAGAGAUGCUAGGUUCUAUUUCUGUUGCCGUGGUGAUGGAAAAACAAAAAAGCCCAUCACACUUCCGUCAGAGGAACCGUUUAUUUUGUUUGCUGAUACUUCAAGUUGUCAGAAAGUCUCAGGAAUAAAGGCAAGCAUGCAAUAUUUGAGAAUAAAAAACAAUAAAGAGAUAUUGCAUACUUCUGGAGAUAUACCGCGUUUAACAAUAUCAAACAAAGUAAACUAUAGGCUCGAUUUCUGUUAUUAUACACCGAGCAAUUUUGAUGAAAAACUUUCUUACUCAAGAUGGCCAAAGGAACCCUUUGCAUUAAUUCAAGCUGCCUCUGGUUGUCCUGAAGGAUUUGAAUCUGGACAACUUGUCGAAUACUCGCAAUAUUCUUUUGUUUCGUCUGAUACUGACACUGCACUCAAGUCGGAGGGUGAAGCUCUACGUUAUAAGUUCUGUACAAAGACAGAAACUACCCCAAUUGGAGACCGGGCAAUGUGGAGCCCUGGAUCAUACUGUAUCUUCCGAGUCGGGGGAGUGUGUCCUGAUGGAUUCUCUGAAGGUUCUAUUUCAUUGGUGGACAGUCAACCUCCAGACAAUUUAACUGGUUCCCUUCCCGAUGGUUCCUUUGUCGAUCAUGUCAACCUGAAUUUCUGCUGUCGUUCCGAUGGAUUUACCCGAAACCCGAUUCAACUCCCAAACAAAGAGCCUUUCAUAAUGUUUAAAAAAUCACCUUCUUGUCAAAAUGUUGAAGAUAUGAGUUUUGAAGAGGGUCGUUAUACUGUUGGGACUAAAUCAAAAGCACCAUCAACCUCUGGAGACACUCCGGAAAUUAGUAAUGAUCGUAAUAAAAAGAUAAACUUUUACAUCUGCUACUACUAUCCAGCACAAUUCGACUGUGGCGAUACAAUACACUUAACUAAAGAUGGACAGACGUCCGCAGACAUUUCAAGUCCCGGGUAUCCUAACCUAUAUCCUGGAGGAAAAACAUGCUACUGGAAUAUUAUCGCACCAAAUGGAUUCAAAUUAAAACUUGAAUUCAACGAAUUCGACAUCGUGGCUCAUUCAGAUGGAACUUGUGAUGAUAGAUUGGAAAUAAGACAUGCAUUGCCUGGCCAAUAUGGACUGAGCUAUUGCGGGGACAGAUAUCCUAUGACGGUUCUUUCAGAAGAUAACCAUUUAGGCCUGACUUUUGAGACCAGUCUUCGGAAGCAUGGAAGUGGAUUUUCUGCGAGAGCUACACUUCUAGAACCAAAUGAUACCAACUUCUGUUAUACCAAUAAUGGAGAAAAUUACAGAGGAAAUGUUGAUAUCACUCGCCGAUUUACCAGAUGUUUACCAUGGUCUAAGUUGAAACACUGCUUAAGUAAUAGUUAUAAUCCAAUGAACCUAGAUGAUGACCUACUUAGCAAUUAUUGUCGGAAUCCUGGACACGGCACCAGACCUUGGUGUAUCACCAAUAAAUUCCUGUGUACAAGAAACUACUGUGACGUCUGUGGAAUCGAGAAAUGCUACGAUAUAUUCGACGAUUGUGUGGAAAGAACAUUAGAUAUGUCAAACUGUUAUCAUGAUCCAGAGCUGCAAAGAGGUUGCAGAAUGUCUUGUAAUCUGUGUGACAGACUUCCUCAAAAUAGAGUUGAUGAUGUGACCUGUGAUAAGCCAAAUGUUCCGUCAGAUUCAACAAGUGAGACAUUGAAAGAGAAUUACUCUGUGGAUGAAACGGUAGAAUUCACAUGCAAAACAAAUGCAUUCGAGAAGCAAACGAUAACCUGUUUAGCUGACGGAUCGUGGUCAAACGCAGGAUUCGCUUGUGGACGUUGUAAAACUGGAUGGACGCCUUACCAAGGUCAGUGUUAUAAAGUUUUUGAGGAGGAGGUGGACCGUACCACUGCACUAGCACGCUGUUUGGGCGAAAACAAUGCAACGCUGGCGUCCAGUAAAGACACGGAAGAAAACAAAUUCUUGACAACUUUGGUAAAGAAUGGGGUGGAAUUUUGGAUUGGUCUUGAGAACGGUUUUUGGCCAGAUGGAGAGAAGGUGCAGUGGACUAAUUACAAGCGUGGUUCAUCCAAAGGUUGUGCAUUUAUGUCUGACAGAACGGGGGAAUGGCAAGGAGUUAAUUGUGGAUCUGCAUUUUAUAUUGCCUAUGUUUGCUCAUACUCACCAAAAGCCCGACAGAUAUGCGAAGAUGCUACACCUAAAUGUGAAAUCUACUUAAAUUUGGAUCCCCGUGCUUGUGAAAAUGAAGAUUUUGUUUGGCACACGUGUCCCAAAACCUGUGGUUACUGCGAUAAUAUACAAGACAAUUGUCCUGUACCCAGCGUGACCCCAGAUAGCAACACCGAACUUGUCACGUCUGCUGCCGCCUUGUCCACCGGAAACGUGUUAGAAUACAGGUGUAAAACUGGUUUCUCUCACGCUGACGGAAAUCUCCACAGAGCCUGUCUCAGAAAUGGGACAUUUUCCGGUUCCCUGCCAGUCUGUAAAGCAUCCAGUACGAUAGCGGAACCCAAUAAUGCCGCACCCCUACUUAAACUUCGGGAAUCGUUAGCUAAACAGCAUUCUUACACCGCCAUGAACGAUAUGAUGAGAAUAGAAAAAUCUGGAAAGAUCGUCAAAUGGCAAUUUUACAGCGAGACAAACGGAAUCGCUAGUUUACAAGUUUGGAGACCAACUUCUACUGUUAAAACGUACACUUUAAUUGGUCAGAAUAAGAUUUCUGAAACAUAUGAUGGUAGAAUUCGUACAUAUGAGGUGCCACUUGAUAACCAGAUCGAGGUUCAGUCAGGAGACAUGAUUGGCGUAUUUCCCCUCAGCGCUGAAAUUCCGUAUGAAAGAUGCAACACGGCCGAUGUAGGAGCGACGUAUGGUUCCGUGAUGAUAUCAGUGAGCAGGAAAUCCACAACUGCUUGGAAAGUUUUGUCUGAUUACUCGUUCAAGGAUAUUGAACACAACUGCAGAGUCAUACCCGUAACUGCUUUCAUUCGGUAAUUACAUGUACUACGACAAAAACUCUGUUGAUAUUCUGAAACUUUUCAUUUCAUGUACUUGAACGAUAUUUUACACUAUUUAACAAUGUAUUAAAAAUCAAGUCAAACCAAUAAAAUUUAGUAUGCAGCAUUUACUCUUGCA
Messenger RNA from Ostrea edulis (European flat oyster), 4796 nucleotides. RefSeq lists its product as uncharacterized. The transcript has 31 exons. Gene Ontology annotation, molecular function: metalloendopeptidase activity; wide pore channel activity; zinc ion binding. NCBI's taxonomy places the organism in Eukaryota, Metazoa, Mollusca, Bivalvia, Ostreida, Ostreidae. Gene Ontology annotation, cellular component: membrane. Bases 63 to 4655 code for a protein of 1530 amino acids. The record is from RefSeq and is a predicted model, not a curated record. Gene Ontology annotation, biological process: proteolysis.